Asterias rubens (European starfish) is the source of this 975-nucleotide messenger RNA. RefSeq names its product allatostatin-A receptor-like. The transcript has a single exon. The record is from RefSeq and is a predicted model, not a curated record. Gene Ontology annotation, cellular component: membrane. Gene Ontology annotation, molecular function: G protein-coupled receptor activity. NCBI's taxonomy places the organism in Eukaryota, Metazoa, Echinodermata, Asteroidea, Forcipulatida, Asteriidae. Gene Ontology annotation, biological process: G protein-coupled receptor signaling pathway. The coding region runs from base 1 to 975 and encodes 324 amino acids.
AUGGGAUCGUCUACAUCUUUGCUUGUCAUCAAUACUGCAUCUGGUGUCUUGGGUAUCCUCGGCAAUGGUCUGGUGAGUCUGGUCAUCAUCUUCGAACGGUCUAUGCACACAAACACCAACGCCUUGAUCCUACACCAAGCAACCAUAGACUUUCUGGGAUCAGUCUUCAUCCUCCUGCAAGCUUACAUCCCUCAAGUCUUGCAACCACUCCCAGGAGGUGCACCAGGAGUACUCCUAUGUUACUUCUGGAACUCUCGCUACUUCCAACUGACUUUCUUCGUUGCGUCAACCUACAGCCUCAUAGCGGUGACUUUUGAAAGAUACUUUGCAAUCGUUCACCCGUUUCGCUAUGAGCGAUACUUCAAUAACAGAAGAGCCAUUGUGUUAACCAUAGCUGGCUCCUGGUUCGUGGUUCUGAGUAUACGAUCUUACGUUUUCGUCCAGUGGUCUGUGGUGGAUGGUGACACUUGCCACCAGAGUGGUAUAGGUGCGUAUGUUGGUGUCGUCAUCUUCUUGAUGCAGUAUGCCAUACCUCUGGCAUUGAUGUCUUACAUGUACUUCAGAAUUGCUUGGGAGUUAUCAAAGAGCGCUAAGCGGGUGGUACCUACUGUGUCUGAUCGAGACCCUCACAAUCGUAACAGGGGAGGUGAGUCGCUGUUACGGGCAAGACGUAACACUUUUAAAGCUCUACUCAUUGUGUUUUUCACAUUCGUGAUCUGUUGGUCUCUGAACCAGAUCCUGUUUCUGAGACACAACGCAGGGCUGCAGAGAAUAGACUUUUCUAGCAAUGUAUAUAUCAUAUCGGUUGGGUUAAUAGCCACCAAUGCCUGCAUCAAUCCAUUCAUUUAUGCCAUCAAGUACAAGAAGUUUAAGAGUGCGUUGCGUCGGUUGUUCUACCGUGUAACGCGGCAGGAGGACCGCAUGAAUUACUCGGACGACUACCCGAACACGGAGCGGACACCAAACACCCACUAG